Molecule: messenger RNA, 1554 nt
Organism: Capronia coronata CBS 617.96
Lineage: Eukaryota; Fungi; Ascomycota; Eurotiomycetes; Chaetothyriales; Herpotrichiellaceae
Exons: 1
Coding region: 1-1554 (517 amino acids)
Molecular function (GO): hydrolase activity
Source: RefSeq, a predicted model, not a curated record
AUGACCACAACCCCCAUCAAAACCCGCAUCCUUAUUCUCUCCGACACCCACGCGGCGCUUCCACAAGGCUACCAACCCGAAACGCAAGUCGACCCCGACCCCAGCUUCGACCCUGUGGCCCAGACCCGACGAGACCAUCAAUCGCCUCAACAGCAAUCCAACAAAAAUGAAGAGGCUGAGACUCUCCCCUUCAGCCAUCCCUUACCUCGCGCAGACGUCCUCCUCCACUGCGGCGACUUGACCAUGAACGGCUCCAUCGAACAACACGCCCGGGCUCUGAGGCUGAUCAAAUCCGUCGACGCCGACUUGAAGAUCGUGAUUCCAGGAAACCACGACAUCACACUGGACCGGCCGUACUACGAGAACCAUCCGACCCUGCACGCCUCGUGGGCCAAAUACUCGCCCGAGACACUCGACAUGAUUCGCGACAUGUAUGUCGGGCAGGAGGCGAGGAGUGCCGGGAUCCGCUAUCUCGAGGAAGGGGUGGGCGAGUAUGUGCUUGAGAAUGGGGCGCGGUUGGGUGUCUAUGCCAGUGCGUAUCAGCCGGAGUUUUGGUGUUGGGCGUUUGGCUAUGAGAGGGAGGUUGAUCGGUAUAAUCCGACGAAGCGGACGGGUGUCGAGGAAGGGAAGGAGGAGGAGAGUACUAAAUUGAAGACGAAGACGAAGGACGACUAUGAUUCUGGCUCUGGCUCUGGUUCAAGUGCUGACCAGGAUGAGAAACCGAAGAAUCCUGUACCGGAUUUCAACCCGGAUUAUUACAAUUACAAUCACACCACGGAAUAUCGACGAGAUGCUGAACGAGAUCGCAUCGGGUCUAGAAGAGGUGGUGACUCUGAUGCAGAAGAGUUGGCUGGACGAAGUCGUCGUGAAGAUCGCGAUGGCCAUGUCGACUGGAGGAAGAGCAAGGGUCAAGAUGAGCCGGGGCAGAACGAGGACGGCCACAUAAGGACUGAAGCGGCUGUUACUGUUACAUCUACGGCUACAGAUUCUACCGAUAUUGACAAACACGACAUGAAUCGUGAAGAUGAAGAUGAAGAUGAGAAUGAAGACGAAGACGAAGAAGGAAAACGAAAACGAAUAGGAAUUGAUAUCAUGCUCACCCACGGCCCUCCACAAGGCAUCCUCGACUACACGUCUACCGGCCAGCAUGUCGGCUGCGACCACCUCCGCAAGGCCGUCCAGCGGUGUCGUCCUCAGGUGCAUUGUUUCGGACAUAUCCACGAAGCAAGGGGCGCGGUGCGGAAGAGAUGGCAUGUCGAAGACGACAAUGUGUCUGAAACGAGCGUCACUCCCUCGUCCGAGCUAGCCCAGACUCAAACUGAAACACAAACCCAGACCCAAACUGAAACCCAGACUCAAACCCAGGCGAACUGCAGGCACAGUUACAUCGAUGCCGUGGAUCUGCAGUCCAAGUUCGGGCAAGAGACACUGUUUGUCAACGCGAGUAUUAUGGACUUGCAGUAUAAGCCGUCUCAUGCGCCUUGGGUGGUGGAUUUGAUGUUACCGCCGGCCGCUUCUUCAACAACGACAACAACAACGACGACGGAGUCAUGA